Molecule: messenger RNA, 2471 nt
Organism: Saccoglossus kowalevskii
Lineage: Eukaryota; Metazoa; Hemichordata; Enteropneusta; Harrimaniidae
Product: ras-related protein Rab-18-like
Molecular function (GO): GTP binding; GTPase activity
Source: RefSeq, marked validated
GCUGACCGGAAUUUAUUGAACUUUUGCGAUUUUUACCUCAAGAUUAUCUUUUAAGAACAAUCAAAUGACAUUUUUAUGACAAGAAGUUCACACAGAACAUUUGUCUUCCGCGUUUUAUCCGAUAUAGUGUAGCGAUUGCGAUUUUUUAACUACGUGGUUCUGUGUUCGCCGAUGACGAAAUUGUUAUUUCGAACUGUCUGACACACAGGACACUUGCAUUGUUUACCAAUAUUUCAUCAUACAAGUUUCAACCAGGUAGAAUAAUAACUCAAUAUGAUGAACGAAGAUGAAGUGUUGACAACUCUGAAAAUUCUCAUUAUAGGAGAAAGUGGAGUGGGAAAGUCUAGUUUACUGCUUCGAUUUACCGAUGACACAUUUGAUCCUGAACAGCCAGCCACUAUAGGUGUGGAUUUUAAAGUCAAAACAUUAUCAGUUGAAGGAAAUACUACAAAGCUUGCCAUAUGGGAUACUGCAGGACAAGAGAGAUUCCGAACACUAACACCAAGUUAUUACAGAGGAGCACAGGGUGUCAUUUUAGUGUAUGAUGUUAGCAAUCGAAAAUCAUUUCAAAAAUUAGACAUGUGGUUAAAUGAACUUGAAACCUUUUCAACCAAAUCAGACAUAGUGAAAAUGUUAGUUGGAAACAAAAUAGACAUGGAUAAAAGAGAAGUGGACAGACAAGAAGGUUUGAAAUUUGCCAGAAAACAUGCUAUGUUAUUUAUAGAGGCUAGCGCUAAGACUAAGGAAGGUGUUCAAGUGGCUUUUGAAGAAUUAGUUGAAAAGGUUAUUCAAACUCCAGGACUUUGGGAAAAUGACAGUAGAGGGGGGAUGUCACUGAAUGAUAGAGGAAAUCAAUCUGUUAGCCAAGGUUGUGGUGGAUACUGCUCACUCUUGUAGUACUUGAAUUCAUUGAUGACAUCAUACUUUACCAAGUGUGUACUAAUCGUUUUCAUAAUGACCAUGCAACUUGAUACUGGAAAUAAUAAUGCUGUGAGCUGAGUGCAAAUGAAUAUGCAUGGCAUUCAACGAAGAACAAUUGUCCGAUGCUGUAAACUGAUAUAAUUUUAUUUAUUCUGAAUUGUUGAGCAGCAAAUGACUCGUAUAUAUUUUUUAAUCACCGUGCAGACAAUAUUUAAAGAACAAAGACCUUUUGAUCUACCUCUGCGUGUCUGUCUGUGGAUGUCAGACAUGCUUGGACUGAUCAUGUUUACUGGUAUGAUAGUUAUGCUUACUAUUAAUAUAAAUAAAUUAUACAUACUAAACCUGUUUACAUCAUAAUAUAGGUACAGUUGAUACAUGGUUAUCAUGUAUGUAAAAAAAGAUAUUUACAAUCGCUGUUGUUUGUAUCUAUUAGUUUUUUUUGUUUUGUUUUUAUUAUUUUCUGAUAUUGAUAUUACCUAAGGAGGAUUGUGUGAGGAUUACUGUAAACCUCUUAAAAAGGGUGGUGGUCUGAUAUUGGUUCUAGAACGAUGUAUACAACAUGAAAAAUACAAGUUUGCUUAUACAAAAUUAAAAAAUGCGCAGUGUAGCAAUCACUGGUUAUUUGAUUCAUGAGUCAGGAAUGAAUGAAUAAAUGCCAUGAAAAUAUUUCAUUUUGAAUCUUCAAGAUAUCGAAUCACAAAGAAUUUUGUUUUGAAUUAUCAACAAAAAUUUAUAGUAGUAGAAAAAAUGCUUUUCAAUCUGCGUGUAAGUUGACAAAAGACCAAACUUUGCAAGUUUUAAAUUAUAUUAUCUAGAACAGUAUUGACAGCUUAUUUAUUAGUAGUUAAGCCAAUCUCCCAGGCAGAGUUCUAUUUCUAUGAAUAUAUCUCUGCCACCAUGCGAUUUUAUGCUUGUUGUAGAUUGUCGAUGUGUCGCGGUGGAACUACUUUCAAAGACGCCCAACAAAACAUUGCCAGGCAGGUGUUCGAUUUUCGAACCUGUCGAAAGCGUGCACGUUGUUUGUAGAUUCUGGCUGUUAUUUGAUUGAGAAGCUCAUUUUUUUACUUUCCGUAGCACAAACAUGCUUUCGUUUGUUUAUAUUUCUUCGCCUGGCAAUCGACAGGACGGUCAGUUUGAUGAACCAAGUAACACCUUAGUAACCGUUAUUCCGUGAUGAAAUUAUUUUCUUUUGUAAAUUAUAACUAUUUCACCCUUGACAGUGCGUUAUGAGCUAUUGAUACAAUAUUUUAAAACUUGUUUAUCAGUAUGAAUAAAUUAACACGAGAGCCCUGUAAUAAAAAAAUACGAGAAUAAUACACAUAGUAAAACUCUUGUGGCAUUUCACCACAAAAUGGCGGUGUGUGGUGGCAGAGAUACUUUUGGUGAUCCAACCGCAAGGGACUCUGAGAGCGAGAAUGUAGUUAAGCUUUAAAUUUUCGUUUUUAUUAUUUCCAUGUACUGUAUAUGCAUAGUGUCUUAACAGUUUCAUUUGGGGAUUGGUGUUGGUAUUUACACACACAACACUUAAAUAAAUAAAAAAACACAAGAUC